Molecule: messenger RNA, 4011 nt
Organism: Malassezia vespertilionis
Lineage: Eukaryota; Fungi; Basidiomycota; Malasseziomycetes; Malasseziales; Malasseziaceae
Gene: SMC4
Product: Structural maintenance of chromosomes protein 4
Exons: 1
Coding region: 1-4011 (1336 amino acids)
Biological process (GO): mitotic chromosome condensation
Cellular component (GO): chromosome
Molecular function (GO): ATP hydrolysis activity; protein binding; ATP binding
Source: RefSeq, a predicted model, not a curated record
AUGCGCACGCGGAGCGGCACACAUGAGGUAGCGGAGGAUGCUACAAGAGCGGAGGCACAAGUUUCUCCGUCUUUAGAGCGCCGUGCACCCGCGACGCCGGCGCAGCCCAAGCAAAACCGCAUGAUAACGACGCCGCAUCACCGGAUGCAGAACCCCUUUACAACGCCGGCGCGGACGGGAAUGCCCCUUGUGACGCCGGCGCGCACAGCCCAGCGCACUUUUGGCUCGCCAGUAGCACCACCAGUGCCGCAAAAACGACUUGUGAUCCACAAGCUGGUCCUCCAGGACUUCAAGUCGUAUGCUGGGCGGCAGGAAAUCGGCCCAUUCCACAAGUCCUUCUCGAGUGUCGUUGGUCCGAACGGGAGCGGUAAGAGUAACGUGAUUGACUCGCUGCUUUUCGUGUUUGGAUGGCGCGCGAACAAGAUGCGCCAAGGCAAGCUCAGCGAACUGAUCUACAACCGCCAAGGCGCAGCGCCGCCACAGCACUGCACUGUAGAGGUGUGGUUCCGCGAGAUUAUCGACGUGCCGGGCUCGGAGGAGUUUACCGUGGUGCCGAACAGUCGUCUCAUUGUUGCAAGAAGCGCGUCGCGGAACAAUACAUCGCAAUAUACCAUCGACGGCAAACGAUCCAACUUUACCCAAGUCACAACACUGCUGCGCGAGCGCGGCAUAGAUCUGGAUCACAAGCGUUUUCUCAUCCUUCAAGGUGAGGUAGAGAGCAUUGCACAGAUGCCGCCCAAAGCCAGGACGGAGCACGACGAGGGACUUUUGGAGUACUUGGAAGAUAUUAUUGGCACGAGCGACUAUAAGCAGCCCAUUGCAGAGCACGCCAAUGCCGUGGACGCUGCGAAUGAAACGCGCGGAGAGAAAAUGCACCGCUUGAAAAUUGUGCAGCGCGAGCUGGACCAUCUCGAGCCGAAACGGAAACAGGCGGAGCAGUAUUUGCGCGACCACAACGAGCUCAUGCGCAACCAAUCGCGACUCUGGCAGCGAUACAUGUGGGAGGCGCGCGCGGGGCUUGCAAAAGUGUCCGAAGAAUCCGAAAUGCUUGCUGCGCAGCUCAGCCAAGAGGCCGAAAAGCACAGCGAGGCACAGUUGCAGUCCCAAAGCGUGCGCGAUCAAUUCGAAGCAGUCGCCGCCGAAGGCAGCGCAUUGGAAAAGCAGGUGCACACAUUGCGUAAAGAGCUUGGCCGCCACGAGAAGCACGACGUGGAACUUAAGGCGCGCGAAAAGCUGCUGCAAGGCAAACGCAAAAAGCUCACCACCGCACUUUCCGACGGCAAGUCUAACGUGUCCGAAGCGCGCGCCGAGGCGCAGAAUGCCGACAGCGAAAUAGAACGCAUACACGAGGAGAUCGCAGCGCAUGAAGCAGCGCUGGAACACGAGCAGUCCGCGCUCGAGCGCAUGUGCGAUGACCUGGAGAGCAAGACGCGCGUAUUUAACCUGCAAAUCCAAGAAAAGCAGCAGCAGCUCGCGCCGUGGGCUGCCAAGAUUCGCGAGCACAAUGCAGCGCGCGACGUCGCAAUGCAGGAGCGUGCGCUGCUUCUCGAGCACGAGCAAGAAGUGCAGCAGCGACACACAGAGGCCAAGGCGCAUGUACAGGAUUUGCACGCAGCGCUGCAAGAGAAGCACGACGAGGUUGCCGCGCUCGAGUCGGAAAAAGUUGGCACUGCCGACAAGGCUGCCGACGACGCCGACAUGCUCGAGAAAAUGCGCAGCGAAGAGCACACACUCCGCACAAAGGCUGCUAUGGCGCGGCGCACGGCCGAAGAAGCUGCCGACGCCGUGGCUGCGAGCAAAUCGCACGGCGAAAUGCUCAGCAACCUCACGCGCCAGGCCGAGCUGGGCUUUUUAAGUGGAUUACACGGGCGUCUUGGCUCCCUUGGCACCAUCGAUGCGCGGUACGACAAGGCGGUGAGCACAGCGUGCCGCGCCCUGAACGAUAUUCUAGUCGAGUCUGUCGAGUCGGGCCAAGAAUGCAUCGAGUACCUACGCAAACACAACCUCGGUCGUGCGCGGUUCCUGCUUCUCCAAAGUGUCAAGGUGGAUUCAAAAGCCAUGGCGCCUCUUGCCACGCCGGAAAAUGUGCCGCGUCUGUUUGAUUUGAUUGUGCCCAAAGACGCUCGGUACGCUUCUGCCUUUUACUCGGAACUCGGCGACACGCUUGUAGCGCGCGAUCUCCAACAAGCGUCGCGCAUUGCUUAUGGCAAGCGCCGCUGGCGUGUUGUCACCGAAGACGGCCAGCUGAUCGACAAGAGCGGCACCAUGUCUGGCGGCGGUGCCAAGCCCAAACAAGGCCUGAUGAGCUCUACACUGAUCAGCGAUGUUUCUGCGGAACACGCAGCGACGCUCCGGAAAGAAGCGCAGGCCGCGGAUGCAGCGCUCCAAAGCCAUGUAAAAUCCUUGGCCCAUUUUAGCGCUAUAUAUGAGCGCUCUACCAGCCGUGGCCCUGACAUUGAUCACAGGCUAGCCAUGCUCGCAAUGGAUAUUCGUACGAACGAGCAGCGCAUAAGACAGGCAAGGCAGCGCGUCGAAGAGGCGGAAAAAGAGUGCAGAGAGAACACGGGCGAUGCGCAACGUUUCCAGGCGCUCGAUGCACAGGUAGAAGAGCAUACCAGCGCAACUGCAUCGCUGCAUACGACUACGCAAAGCAUUGAAGCAGAAAUACAAGCGUUGCAGGAGCACAUUCUACAAGUCGGUGGUGUAGAAUUGCGCACGCUGCAAAGCAAAGUGGAAGGCGUUCGUGGAAUGCUGGCGCUUGCGAACGAGCGUCUCGCGAAUGUAGAACUCUCCAAGGCCAAGGCGGAGAAUGAAAUGAAGCGAUACGAGACGUCCAAGCAUGACAAUGCGGCGCAGCUUGCCGCACUUGACACAGAGAUUGCCGAACUGGAGGACAAGCAGCGUGCGCAGUCCUCCGCGAUGGAUGUGCUCCGCACCCAAGUGGACGAGCUGCGCUAUGAGCUGGAGGAAAAGAGUGCGCGCAAGAAAGAGCUCAAAGGCGUGCUGGAAGAGCACGCGGAGAAACUCGGCGCUUUUUGCAAAUUUGAACUCGAGGUCAAGCAGCAGCUCGAGGCGUGCGAACAGCGCAAGACAGAGAGCGAGCAGCAACUGGCAUCGUGGAGCGAAAAGCACGCGCAACUUGCACUGCACGACGCGAAUUUGGCUGUCGACAUGCGGCAGGCCAAGAGCGAGCCCGACGUUGAGCUUGACGACGUGUCGCUUCCCCCUCUUUCCGAUGCGGAGCUCGAGACAAUGGACAAACAAGCGCUAUUGUCUACGAUCGAGGUGAUGGAGAAGCGCAUGGAAGAAAACGAGUCGAAUCUCGACGUUUUGGACGAGUACCGAACGACGGAAGAAGUGUUCCUUUCGCGUGCCAAGGAGCUUGAAGAUACCACCGCCGUGCGCGACGGCGCACAGCAGAAAUUUGACGCGCUGCGCAAAGAGCGGCUGCAGCGCUUCAUGCAAGGCUUUUCGCAAAUUUCGCUCAAGCUCAAGGAAAUGUACCAAACAAUUACGCUGGGCGGCAACGCCGAGCUGGAGCUGGUCGAUAGCUUGGAUCCGUUCAGCGAAGGCAUCCUAUUUAGUGUCAUGCCGCCCAAGAAGAGCUGGAAGAACAUUAGCAACUUGAGCGGGGGCGAAAAGACGCUGAGUAGCUUGGCAUUGGUAUUUGCUUUGCAUGCAUACAAGCCGACACCAUUGUACGUGAUGGACGAAAUCGACGCUGCGCUCGACUUCCGCAACGUCUCGAUCAUUGCCAACAUUAUCAAAGAGCGCACACGCGGCGCGCAGUUUAUCAUCAUUUCCCUGCGGAAUAACAUGUUUGAACUGAGCGCACGGCUUGUUGGCGUAUACAAGACGGGCAACUGCACCAAGAGCCUGGCGAUCGACAAUACAGACCUGCACCGCAAGGCUGCGCCGACGCCGAGCCCCAGCAAACUACCGACUUCUCCGCUGAAAACACAAGAUUCGCCUUCGAAAGCGAGCGGCGCUACAGGCCCUCUACUGUACUAG